UGUGGAGAGAAGCACAAAAGAAAUACAGAAAAAGAAAAAAAGAAGUGAAUGCCAUUAUGAACCUGACCCCUCCAUCUCUUGAAGCAUCACUGAAUGAAGAUAACGCUGUGGCACCAACAAACAACAGCACACCAGAGCCUUCUGUCCAGUCACAUUCCUUUACCAAAUCUCCUCCUGAAUGCCCCCCUGAGAAUCUACAGGUGUCUGAAGUGUCCAUCCCAAGCAAGUUGAUAGUUCAGAAUGAUAAUCUGAGGAAACAACUUAAGAAAGUUAAAAGGCAAAAUCAGGAACUUAUGAAAAAACUGAAAGAAGAACACUCCAAAGCAGAAAGAUACAGGAAAAAAUGUGAACGGAAAAUAGAGCAAAAGCCUGCUCGCACUAUUAGUGAGAAGUUUCACUCCCGAGCAGCUAAAAAAUUGUCCAGUGAGAGAAAAAAAAGGGUUGAGGCUUUUCUGCAAUUGGAUGAGAACAGCAUUUUGCUUCCUGGAAAAAAGGACACAAUUGGAAGAAAAGAUAAGAAACAAAGAAGGAUCCUUACAAGCACACUUCAAGACCUUCACAAAGUCUUCAAUGAUAAGAGUGAUAAAUUGCACAGAAUGUCUUACAGGCAGUUCACCAGAUACAAACCAUUCUACAUCACUCAACCAAAAUCAUGCGAUCGCAACAAAAAAUGACAAGAACUGGGUUAAAAGAACCAAAGCGGGAUCAAUUGGAGAACUGCUAGGAGUGUUCCAGAAAGACCUUGAGGAACUGGCUAGUCAUCACUACAACUGGAUUCAUCAAGUUAGAGAGUUGAGACAUCUCAAAGAGAACUUGCAAGACAAUGAAACGGUCCUUCAUAUUGAUUUCAGUGAA
Molecule: messenger RNA, 855 nt
Organism: Sinocyclocheilus anshuiensis
Lineage: Eukaryota; Metazoa; Chordata; Actinopteri; Cypriniformes; Cyprinidae
Exons: 2
Coding region: 57-674 (205 amino acids)
Source: RefSeq, a predicted model, not a curated record